AUGUCGACCUCACCAGUGCCCUUGCCGCCGCUGGCGCUGACAUCACUCAAUGGCCAGCCGGUGUCGCUUGCGGGUUUUGCCGGCAAGCCCACUGUGGUCAACCUAUGGGCCACCUGGUGUCCGCCGUGCGUACGCGAGAUGCCGGUGAUGCAACAGGCACAGGCCGCCAACCCGGACGUGAACAUCGUCUUCGUCAAUCAAGGCGAAGACGCAAAAGCGAUUACCAGCUUCCUCAACCGACACAGCUUGACGCUACGCAACGUGCUGCUCGAUCCAAAGCGUCUUACCGGCGCAGCGCUGGGCCACAGCGCCUUGCCAACCACGCUGUUCUUCGAUGCGCAAGGAAAACUUGCCGGCACCCGCAUUGGCGAGCUAUCGCAAGCCACGCUCACUCAACGCCUCACAAGCCUUCGCGCCGACUCAUCCCAGCCUCAACAACUCACUUCGCCAUGA
Elaeis guineensis (African oil palm) is the source of this 453-nucleotide messenger RNA. The record is from RefSeq and is a predicted model, not a curated record. NCBI's taxonomy places the organism in Eukaryota, Viridiplantae, Streptophyta, Magnoliopsida, Arecales, Arecaceae.